Molecule: messenger RNA, 972 nt
Organism: Fibroporia radiculosa
Lineage: Eukaryota; Fungi; Basidiomycota; Agaricomycetes; Polyporales; Fibroporiaceae
Exons: 4
Coding region: 1-972 (323 amino acids)
Cellular component (GO): membrane
Molecular function (GO): GTP binding
Source: RefSeq, a predicted model, not a curated record
AUGGUGCGCCCAGCAGGCGCGAUCCUCGGCUCGAUGGUCAUCCUGACGGCGCUCGACGCCAUCCAUGAGCUGGUGACGGCGGGUAGGCUCGGCCCCAACCCUGUUCUACAAGAGCUCGAGGAUCUCGCGAAGGAGCACGAGGGCAAGCAGCUCGAGCGGAUCCUCACGGCAGAGGCGGCGGAGGAGACGCUGGCGCGACUCACGGAGGAGCGGAACAAGGCAGAGAGGAAAGUGCCGAAGACGCGGCUGAACCUGCAGCGUGCGGAUAGGGAGUGGGAGGACAUACAGCGUGCGAUCAAUGAGAAUAGGCCUUUUCACGUGGUACUGCAAGGCAGGGUGGAGCUCGUCCGCAUUCCUUCGGUGCAAGAGCUAGAGAAAGUGAAGACGCAAGUCAAGGGUCUCCGGGAGCGGCAAGUCGUCGUUCGUGGGCUGCGAAACAGCACGUCUGAUCCGGCCGUCGCACCCGUUGGUGUGGUAGAAACGACGACAAUCAUUCCGCGCUAUCCCGACCCGAAGCCAGAGAACCCGUUCGUGUGGUACGACGUGCCCGGUGCGGGAACGCUUUCCGUGAGCGGAGAGACGUACUUCACCACCCAAGGGAUGUACGUGUUUGACUGCGUCGUCAUCCUAGUCGACAAUCGCCUCACGGCUGUGGAUAUCACGCUCCUGAAAAAUUCACGUCCAAAAUGUAGCAAACGACAUGGGGAUGAACGGGAGCGAGAGUGCACAGAGGACACAGAGGAGAUUGUGUCGAGGGCGUGCGAGAGGUAUAGUGAGGAUACAAAGAGGAGCAUUGCACGAAAUCUCUGGCAAGCGGGGAUUUCUGCACAGAAAGUGCAUCUGGUGGAUAAGGACGCGUUGGUGAGGAUUAUCGGUGGACCGCCAACGAGUAUGUGCAUUGAUGAAGAACGGCUGCUGAAGAAUGUGUUUAUCGAGACGCGUGUGGGGCAGUCGGAAGCUGCAUCAGCUUAA